AUGAGUCCCACUCUCGACCACAUCGUGAUACUGGUCCCCCGGCCACAACUGCAUGCUCUGCCAUCUUGGGUGACCGACUCCUUUACGGUGAUCGAUGGCGGUCAGCAUGCCGGUGGUGUGACGGAGAACAAGCUGAUCCUGCUCCAGGACGGCAUAUACCUUGAGCUAAUUGCGUUUGUCAGCAAAGGCAAUGGCGAGGGCGACUCUGGUCGCCGAUCGCACCGCUGGGGCGCACAGCCCGAGGGCCGCAUCAUAGACUGGGCAUUGAGCCUCGCUAUGUCGUUUGAAGAAGCCGACGAAGAGUUCAAGCAGAUCCAGGAUUGUGUUCGCGCAGCCGAUGUCGGGUUCGUGUACCAAGACCUUGUGGCUGGCGGCCGUACCACCCCCGACGGCGUGGUCCUCGAGUGGGCCACUGCCUCGCCUGCGGCCAUCUCAAGAGGGUCCAAAGGGCCAGAAUCUGACCUGAGCGGCGGUCUGCUCCCGUUCUGGUGUCUCGACCGGACUGAGCGCAAGCUGCGUGUCCCCUACGCCUCUGCCGGCGGCAGCCUGGCCCGGCAUCCCUCAGCGGCCAUCGGUGUGGCUGAAGUUACGAUCUAUGUCGCUGAUUCUGUGCUGCUUGAUCGGCUGCGUCGUGUAUACGAUGCCAUUCUGCACAAAACGGCAGAGUUCGAGUGGGACUUGGCCAUCCCGGAUAAGCCACAGCACAGGCUCUCGCCGCGGCUUAGGCUUGUUCUGCUCGCCAAGGAAACGGUCUCAGAAAAGGAUCUUGAAUACGGCCAGCGAAUUGAGCUGUCGCUCUUCACGACGAGCGAGUCACGGACUGUUGGUGGUCAGUUCGUGGACGGGUGGUAUAUUGAGGUUCGGCUGGAAAAGGCGCAAUAUGGCGGGGAAAUUGCGUGA
Molecule: messenger RNA, 900 nt
Organism: Grosmannia clavigera kw1407
Lineage: Eukaryota; Fungi; Ascomycota; Sordariomycetes; Ophiostomatales; Ophiostomataceae
Product: glyoxalase family protein
Exons: 1
Coding region: 1-900 (299 amino acids)
Source: RefSeq, a predicted model, not a curated record